UUAGUGUCAGUAGUUAGUUCAAACAGUUACUGCGGAAAGUUUGCCUUGUGUAUUUAUUAAAUGCACUGCAUCCCUCCUUGUGUGUGCGCUUGGAGUACAAUCCAUUUGGUUAUCAAGGCUAUUCUGUGAUCGAUUUACUACAAAGAUUACCAAAACUGAAUGUGCAAAGGGCAACCUUGAACUCUCCUAGGAGAAGUUAGACUAAGCAGAUUUGGAAUUUUUCAACGAGCAUUUACUACUAAGUGAGUCACCUGAUUGGGUUUUACCUCAAGGUGCAGUAGUCGCAGUAGAUUUGUUUGCUAGAAAAGCUAGAAAAUGAAUUACGAUGUUCUACUAAAUCGAACGUCUUUCGGACGCUUGAAUGUAAGCCAACAGAUACGAAGUACGUCCGAGAGUGAAGGUCAGCAAGCAGUCUAUCAGCAGCAAAACAGAAAUGAAACCCCGAAUAGAAAAAUAUCGGCCAACGGCAGAAUGAGUCUAGAAUGCAGUCCGGGGAGCAGCCGCAGCACGCCCACGCGAACGGGUUGUUCUGGAGUAGGAAACGGCAGUGAUGAAUUAAAAGGAAAAGUUGAGUCCAAGCUUUUGACCAUGUGGAAUAAUGUCAAGUUUGGUUGGACCGGGAAAAUUAAAACAAAUUUCUCAAAAGAACAACCGCUUUGGCUAUUGGGACGAUGCUAUCAUCAAAAAGCUACCCCCAUACCUUCGAUGGAAAGUUCUGUUGAACUCAGUAGCAACUUAGAAACAAACCAACUGGUCUUCGAAGGGGUACAACCCGCCGUGCAACUACAGGAACGAGCAUCGGAAAUAUUUGUGGAAUCUCCACCGGAAGAAACGGGUACAGAUGCUGCAGAGGACAUAAGCCCCGAUGCGACUGUUGAAGAGGAGGGCAUUGAGGCGUUUAAAAGAGAUUUUAUUUCGCGUCUUUGGAUGACUUACCGAAAAGAAUUUCAAACGAUGGAUGAUUCUAAUUACACUUCCGAUUGCGGCUGGGGCUGUAUGAUACGGUCUGGACAGAUGUUAUUAGCCCAAGGUCUUAUGAUACACUUCUUGGGUCGCAACUGGCGAUGGGAUUCCUCGGGUGAAAACCUUCGAUUAAAUUAUAACUCACUAAAUUAUGAGGACAGUAUUCAUCGCAAGAUAAUCCGUUGGUUCGGUGAUACUUCCUCUCGGACCAGCCCUUUUUCGAUACAUACAUUAGUUGCGCUCGGUAAAGAAACUGGUAAAAAGCCAGGCGAUUGGUAUGGUCCCGGAGCGGUUGCUCAUCUCAUCAGACAAGCGGUAAAACUCGGUGCUCAGGAAAUUGUUGAUCUUGAUGGGAUCAACGUAUACGUUGCGCAGGAUUGUGCUGUUUACAUUCAGGAUAUAAUUGACGAAUGCACGAUAUCGGCUGCUUCUAGCAUAGCACCGUGGCAGAAAAAAAUACCAUCAAAUUGUAGUCCCAACUCCUCAUCUAGUAACUCACCGUGCAUUAGCAAUACUAAAACUGCGAGCGGCCCCUUGCCAUCACAAGAGAACACGAGCGAUUGGAAAGCUCUGAUUUUGCUCGUGCCUUUACGUCUCGGAACGGAUAAACUGAACCCGAUCUAUAGCGAUUGUCUGAAAGCAAUGCUUAGUUUGGAUAAUUGCAUCGGGAUCAUUGGCGGAAGACCAAAGCAUUCGCUGUACUUCGUUGGCUAUCAAGAGGACAAACUAAUCCAUCUGGAUCCGCACUACUGUCAAGAUAUGGUGGAUGUGCAGCAGGAAAACUUCGCCGUAUCGUCGUUCCACUGCAAGUCGCCUAGAAAAAUGAAGCUCAGCAAAAUGGACCCAAGUUGCUGUAUUGGGUUUUACUGUGAAACUAGAAAGGACUUUUUCAAAUUUGUCGACAAUGUUAAACCGUUCCUUCUACCGGUGAAGCAAUCGAUGAGCAGCAGCUUUACCAGCUCAACCGGUUUGCAUCAGUUCAACGAAAUCACCUAUCCGAUGUUCGUGUUCUGUCGAGGCAAAAGCAGCGAGCAGCAGAUCGAUUUGCCCCAACGACCAAUCUACCGAUCCCCGCCAGUCCCACCGCCCCUUUCCACGUACCAUGCUUCUCAGUCGCAACAGUUGCAAGUUCAGGACGACGAUGACGAUGACGACGACGAAUCGAUUGAGUUCGUGAUAAUAUAAUUUCGACCUUCCACCACGAGAUGCAGUAGGCCCACAGUUACUUUACCCGCGCCACUUUUUCGCUACAAGAAUAUCGAAAUUUUCUACGAUUGGAAUCUGAUUAUUGCUGACAUUAGAGAUUAUUUGGUAAUGUUGCUACGAAUUGGUUUUCAUCGCUAGAUUUUACGUUCAUUUGGGAUGCAGUGUAAGAUCUUGCGUCCUAGGUAUGUACUAAAAACAAGACACGUAGCAUGUACUUAUAUUGAGGGAUACAGUAAGAUAUUAUGCAUAUUCUCCUAACUAUUAAUUUUAAAACGCUGCGUUCCGGGGGCUAUUGCGUAUAAUGUGCGCUACUUUAUGUCGUGAACGUUUUUCUUUUGUGCUCAAGCACGUUCGAUAAUAGUGCAAAUUAUUUAUUUAUGGAUAUAGUUAAUGUCAACGAACCAAUUAUUUGUUUUAUUUAAUUGGCAAUUGAUGCACACAAUCGGUUUCAUCUCAACAGGUGGCUAAGAAAAUAAAUCGCCCAUCAAAUCAUCAUGAUCGCAGAUUUCUAAUGUGUUUUUUUGUCUUUUGUGAUGUCCAUUAUGACACCAAUAUUUCGGUAUCAAUAUUUCUCGACAUAUUGUGCUCUAUAUUCAAAUCAAAAUUUAAUGUAUUUUAUUUUUUUUGGUAAGAUUAGUACCUACUAUGUGUAUUUUUUGCGCGAAGUUUACUAGCUUUUUGGCUGAACAGUUUUAUAUUUUAUUGGGAUGUACUUUUUAAAUACUUAAUUUAUUAUUUGUAAUUAAUUUCGAACUCGUGAAGGUUGAUCGGCGAUUUUUUGCACCAGAAAUAUUACUUUUUAUUGAGAGCUAUGCGCCAAUCCUCUUGUCGAAUGUAGAAUGAAUAUACGCAUUAUUUACUUAUUUAUAGUAUUGCUUCGCUUCCAUAUCCAUAUUAAUGUAGAAGAAGUUUCAUACAAAGAUUACGCGAUUGAUGUUAAGAUUAACUAUAUACAAUUAGUCAUCUGUAAUGCCACAUGCACU
This is a messenger RNA of Sabethes cyaneus, 3152 nucleotides long. RefSeq names its product cysteine protease ATG4D (gene Atg4b). Gene Ontology annotation, molecular function: protein-phosphatidylethanolamide deconjugating activity. The record is from RefSeq and is a predicted model, not a curated record. The transcript is spliced from 5 exons. Lineage: Eukaryota; Metazoa; Arthropoda; Insecta; Diptera; Culicidae. The coding region runs from base 316 to 2148 and encodes 610 amino acids.